AUGGUCCUCAUCACUCAAAUCAUUUCCUAUGUGGCGAACUUUGUGACCGCGGUUGUCCUCGUUUGGGUCACCCAAUUGUUAGCUCGAAAUCGUCGAUAUCAUCCGAAUUAUCGAGGAUAUUGCUGGUAUCUACACGGUGAUUUGGACGGGUUUUAUGCAAGCGAUCACACUUCCGAUAAUGUUCUUUGUGAUAACAAAAACGAGAGCCGAGUGGAACGAUCGGCAUCGGGACGCUACAUUGUCGAAGACCGACUUUCUCUACCGUAUUUAUUACACAUGUUUGGCGGUGAGAGCCGUAGAAAAGUGGUGGCUCGUCGCAUGGGAUCAGCUUCAAGAUUUGAAAGGGUGGAUUCGGGA
Messenger RNA from Mesorhabditis belari, 357 nucleotides. NCBI's taxonomy places the organism in Eukaryota, Metazoa, Nematoda, Chromadorea, Rhabditida, Rhabditidae. The record is from the annotation of a GenBank genome assembly.